Molecule: messenger RNA, 393 nt
Organism: Symbiodinium sp. CCMP2592
Lineage: Eukaryota; Dinophyceae; Suessiales; Symbiodiniaceae
Source: the annotation of a GenBank genome assembly
AUGGGCGCGGCAUUUUGGACCAGGCCGAGCGAGGUCUCCCAAGGCUUGAACUACGACCUGCACAUGAAGGUUCUGAAUACCCAGGACUUCGGCAUUCCCCAGUCCAGGCGACGUCUUUACAUGGUGGCCAUUCGAGAAGAUCAGAAGGUGAAAGCCUUCAAAUGGCCAGAAAAGCGACAGCUUUCAGUCAACGCGCUGAAGCAGUUCCUGGAUCGUGCUACGUCCGGGGAGGAGAUUCUUGACCUGAGCAAACACACAAGAGCCAAAGGCAUGUCGGAAGCAGACUUAUGGGAGAAGGCUUGCGUUCUGGAUGUAGGUAGCAGCACCAAGUUUCAGUGUGGCCGGACCGGGGUGACGCCGUAUUUGACAAAAAUACGGUUAAGCUUUCAGUGA